Molecule: messenger RNA, 3936 nt
Organism: Solanum pennellii
Lineage: Eukaryota; Viridiplantae; Streptophyta; Magnoliopsida; Solanales; Solanaceae
Product: probable trehalose-phosphate phosphatase F
Exons: 13
Coding region: 2404-3564 (386 amino acids)
Biological process (GO): trehalose biosynthetic process
Molecular function (GO): trehalose-phosphatase activity
Source: RefSeq, a predicted model, not a curated record
UGUACUGUUGCUGAUAAAAAAGGCUUUUGUUCUUUUCUGCUAUGAUGGAAACCAAAAAACAAAAGUUUGGUGGUAUUCCAUAAACUAUUCACCGAUUUCAUCGCCUUUGUAUCUCUCCUUAGAAGUAUUUACCUCUUCAACGACACUAGAAAAGUUAGAAUUAAAGAGUUAUGGAAAUUGGAACGGAAGUAGUACUAGUAUAUCAAAAUUGGGUUAUGAAACUAUGACCAUAAGCAAAAUUUUGAACCCCCCUUACUAUUGUACUAGAUUGUUGUUUAUGUUGAGGCAGUUUAACAGCUUAUACAUAGCGGAAAAAAUCGUUUUUGCUUUAUUUGCACUGUACAAUUUUAUGGUGAAGGGGAUUUAAUUGAUGAGAAACGACUUAAAGCUUAGUGAUGUCUUCAUAAUUAAACCUGACCAUUGUAUUGUUUCUUGGUGGGGUUCCAAAUAUAGUCAGUGUGACAAGAUCUGAUCUUCUUGAUGCGUUUUCUGUAUAUCUUAGCAUUUAUUUUGAACUGAAUUGUGACAGGGAAGUUAAAAAAAUCCAUCUUCUAGCUGUUGGGAAAGAGUGAAUUAAUUACUUUUGUAGUUUUCAUUCGGUCGCUUUCCAUGAGGUACAAUAGGAAAGAUGGAAAUUUUUGUUUGUUCUGUAUGUGAGCUGUAAGCUUAAAAAGUUUAGUGCACCUGGUCCUCUUUCGUAUUAACCUUAACUUAGGUUGAAACUAGGAAAUGAGAUCACUUGCCCUCUUACAAUUUGAAUGGAACAAAAUGACUUUUUGAAAUUUCUUACGUGUAAACAUGAAGAUAGCCUGUAGAGAAGACAUAAUAAUAAUAAAUUAUGGAAGGCAAGGAAAUCAUUUCUCCCUGGUGAAGCAGGUAGGUCCUUUAGUAAGUACACUAUCAAAUAACAAAUGCGGUGGCCGAUAUGGGAAUUUAAAGUUAGCAGAUUGAGAUUUCCACUUUGCUUACUAUGUAAACUUAAUAAUCAAGAAGACAAAUUCUAACAAUUUUCUACUACACGUGUACUUUUGUAACUACACUUGAACAUUUUCAACUAGACGCGUAUAUUUUCAACUAUACCGCUACAUUUUUAUGAGGUAAAGUUACCCACACUGACUUGUCCCUAGAUAUCCGUCUCUGGCUAAAUGAAUGUGAGGAUAAGUUGGUGUAGGUGCACAGUUUGUUUUUUAACUCAUGAAAAUGUCCAUGUAUGGUUGAAAAUGUACACGUGUAAUUGAAUAAUGUACAUGUGUACAUUUUCAUGAGUUUAGCAUACCUGCUCAUCUUCCAUAUUUACGUUAACUUAGGCUGAAAUGAGGAAAUGAGAUUUCUUGCUCUCUUCAAUUUGAUUAGAAGAAAAUGACCUUUUCAUAUUUCGUACGUGUAAUAGUAAAGAUCUCUGAUAAAAGGACAUAAGAUUAGUUUUUGUUGGUGAAGGGGCUAGAAAACCAUUUCUCCCAACUGAAACAGUAGGCCCUUUAAUUUGUACUCCUACAACCUUCCAAGAGGAAAAUAUGGAUUUUGAUUUUGUACUAUAAAUGUGGGUAUGGGAUUUUAAAGUUGAUAGAUAUAGAUUACCACUUUUCCCAAUAUACAAACUUAUUAAUUAAAAAGACAAAUUUGAUAAUUUUCAACUGCACGUAUACUUCUUCAACUAUACGUGUACAUUUUCAUGAGUUGAAGAUAACUGUGCAUCCAUACCGACUUAUUCCCUCAUAUUCAUCUUUGGCAAAAUGGAUACCUUCCUGUUCACAGUGGUUUUCACUGCUUUUUUACAAAGCAAUGUCGAGAUUGAAAAUGUACACACAUAGUUGAAAAUGUACACGUGUAGAUGAAAAAUGGACACGUGUUCAUUUUUCAUCAGUUGAAAACAACUGUGCACUCAGCCACCCACACCGAAUUAUCCCCACAUAUUCGUCUCUAGCUAAAUGGAUACCUUUCUGUUCACGGUUGUUUUCACUGUUUUCUUCCAAAAGCAUUGUCGAGAUUAAGAUACUUGGAGAUUAUCUUCAAAGAUUAGUCCUGGUUGAUUUUGGUUUCUGCAAAAAAGAAAACAGCUUAAUCUUUAUGUAGAACAGCUAUUUUCCCAACAUUUUAGCAUGAAAUGGAUUAUUAUACAAGAGCAGAAUAAGGUAGGAAGACACGGUAGACUCAGCUAAUUUUUGAGCCAAAAUGUCUUGUUUCUUAGUGUAAAUGCAGUGUGGUUCAGGAGAUGAGAUUGCAGGAAGCCCGUACUUAAUGGAAUCCAUUCCUAGUAGUAGUGAUAAGAAAACUUUGAAGAGGUGGUUUUUCAUUGAUAAAAGGGUUGGUUAAAAAUUCGCUACUCCCAAACAUCCACUAUAAAGUAUCAACUGCAUACCUAUCAAUUGCAUAGUCAAACUCUGCCGAAUCCAUAGUGUUGCAAUGGACUUGAAUUCGGCACAAGCUUCUCCAGUUCUUACUGAUCCUUCACCGUUGAACAAGUCCAGAUUGGGAAUCCAUUCUAGUUUAUUUCCUUAUUCACAAUCUGGGCCUUCAUUCUCCACUAGUGUGCUAUCAAUUCCUAGAAAAAAGCCAGCGAAGCUUGAUGAUGUUCGAUCCAAUGGUUGGCUUGACGCUAUGAAGUCGUCUUCACCUCCUAGGAAGAAGAUUCUGAAGGAUGUAAACAUUGAUGUUUCUUCUGAUGAUGCUGAUGUUACAUACCUUUCUUGGAUGAUAAAGUAUCCAUCAGCUCUCAACUGCUUUCAGCAAAUUAUGAGGCAAGCAAGGAAUAAACAGAUAGUGAUUUUCUUAGAUUAUGAUGGAACUCUUUCUCCUAUCGUUGAUGACCCUGACCGUGCUUUUAUGUCCAAUGAGAUGCGUUCUGUUGUCAGUAAUGUUGCAAAGUAUUUCCCAACAGCAAUCAUCAGUGGGAGAAGACGUGAUAAGGUUUAUGAGCUGGUAGGUCUAACGGAACUCUAUUAUGCCGGUAGCCAUGGUAUGGACAUCAUGUUGCCAAUCAAGAAUACGUUGUCUGCUAACAAUUCAAAUUGUAUUAAAGAUACUGACCAGCAGGGCAAGGAAGUCAAUCUGUUCCAGCCUGCGCGUAAAUUUUUAUCAAUGAUUGAUGAGGUUUUUAAAACCCUUGUCGAAAAAACUAAAGACAUUAAGGGUGCAAAAGUUGAGCACCAUAAGUUUUGUGCCUCUGUACAUUACCGUAAUGUAGAUGAGAAUAAUUGGUCUCUCAUUGCACAAUAUGUCCAUGAUGUCUUGAAAGACUACCCUCGGCUACGGCUAACUCAUGGGCGAAAGGUUUUAGAGGUCCGUCCUGAUAUUGACUGGGACAAAGGAAAAGCAGUUGAAUUUCUGCUGGAAUCACUAGGUUUUAGUAACCCCAGAGACGUGCUCCCAAUAUAUAUUGGAGAUGAUAGAACAGACGAAGAUGCAUUCAAGGUAUUGAGGGGGAAAUAUAAAGGAUAUGGAAUUCUUGUUUCAACUACCCCAAAAGAGAGCAAUGCAUCCUUUUCUCUCAAGGAUACUUCACAGGUGAAAAAUUUCUUGGAAUGUCUUGCGAAAACGAUGGAAGUUGAAGAUGAUGAUAUAUAAAAAAGCAUGAGGAGAGCUACAUGGAAAUUUCCAUAGUGUUAGGUUUAUAGAAAAUGGGUACUAGGUUUCAAGAUUAUUUUUUUAUAUAUAUGAAUAAGCCAAAAGUCAUCUCUCAAUCUUUGUUUACUGUUUUGUUGAAGGUUCAAAUUUUGCAAAGCUCCAUUCUUUUGUUACUUUGGUUUUAUGUUCUUUAGUUUUUAUCCUAUUUUGGUAAUGUAAGGUCUUCAAAGGAUGACCUCCUUUUCUCUUGAGUUGGUAGUAGUAAUAGGUUGCCCAUUAUUCUUACAAAUAUGUAUUUCUCAUGAACACAUUUUGUUAUUUUGUAAUAUUUUCUUGGUGAUUUUUAGUGUGAAUUUGCAUUGACAAAGUGAA